Impatiens glandulifera is the source of this 642-nucleotide messenger RNA. RefSeq names its product estradiol 17-beta-dehydrogenase 1-like. The record is from RefSeq and is a predicted model, not a curated record. Lineage: Eukaryota; Viridiplantae; Streptophyta; Magnoliopsida; Ericales; Balsaminaceae. The transcript is spliced from 3 exons. Bases 43 to 414 code for a protein of 123 amino acids.
GAUCUGAUAAUAUGUUGAUUAUUAUGCAAGGUGCUGCCGGGAAUGGUGGAGAGAGGCAGAGGGACGAUUCUCUUCACCGGUUCUUCGGCCUCCCUCACCGGGAUCGCCGGCUGCACGGAAUUAUGUUGUGGUAAGUUUGCUUUAAGAGCACUAUCACAGUGCCUAGCUAGAGAAUUCCAGCCUUAUGGUGUACAUGUGGCGCAUGUUAUCAUUGAAGGCGUCAUUGGUUUACCCAGAUAUAGGCCAUGUUUGCGAAUUGUAGAGGAACAACAACAACAAAUAAUUGCCCAUGAAGGGGAUGGAUCGAUGGACCCGGAUGGCUUGGCUAAGAUAUAUUGGCAAUUGCACACUCAGGAGAGAACGGCCUGGACACAAGAAAUUGACCUCCGUCCUGCUAACUCCCGUCUAUGGUGAUACUUUGUAGUCGUGGAUUAUAUUUAAAACAUGCUAAGAUUCUCUCUAUUUAUUUCUCUAUCUCACGAGAAAGUACACAUGUAGUUUAAGUGUUUGAAUCAAAACUAUUGGAAUACAUAUUUUUAUCAUCCAUAUGUAGUUCUAACUGAACUACAUACUUAAUCCAAACCAUCCCAAUUUUGGUUUGGAAUAUUGGAGUUGGAGUAAAAUCGUUAUAUCUUCCCCUCU